Messenger RNA from Magallana angulata, 2000 nucleotides. RefSeq names its product visual pigment-like receptor peropsin. The record is from RefSeq and is a predicted model, not a curated record. Gene Ontology annotation, molecular function: G protein-coupled receptor activity. Bases 155 to 1150 code for a protein of 331 amino acids. Gene Ontology annotation, biological process: G protein-coupled receptor signaling pathway. NCBI's taxonomy places the organism in Eukaryota, Metazoa, Mollusca, Bivalvia, Ostreida, Ostreidae. The transcript is spliced from 6 exons. Gene Ontology annotation, cellular component: membrane; photoreceptor outer segment.
GCGUGUCCCCUUUCUGACUCGCGGAUCGAUCACACAGCAGAAACGGUAAAGAGCGACAGAGUGGUAAUUGCCACUCCUUCUGGCCUUUUUUUUUUAAAGAGACCUAAGGAUGCGAUUCAAACCCGUAGUAUACCUCUCGGCGAGGUGAGUGACAAUGGACUAUUCGAAUACCACUUGUUUGAAUGUGACUGAAACUAUUGUCCUGUUUCCUGUCCAUCAACCCAAGCUCUCGACCCUACAGGGGAAUAUCAUUGCGAUUUAUUUGACGGUUGUGGGGAUUUUUUCUCUCAUUGGAAAUGGCAUUACCAUUGUGGUCAUCUGUCGAUUUCCAAAGCUAAGAACUGCAGCCAAUAUCUUCAUCGCGAACUUGGCGGCUGCGGAUUUGGCCAUCACAAUUCUGACGUUUCCAUUCUCUGUUGUAUCCCAUUUCUAUAACGGAUGGCAGUUUGGACAGGACGUUUGUCGAUGGUAUGGUUUCAACUGUAUGCUAUUCGGUCUGGGCAGCAUUGCUUUUCUGGCGGCCAUCAGCUGCGAUCGCUACCUUGUGACCUGCAGACACGAGUUAUAUUGUAAAUUUAGCAAGCGCCAUUACUUCAUAGUGAGCGUUUUACUGUGGACGAAUUGCAUGAUCUGGGCAGCAGCCCCGUUCAUGGGGUGGGGAUGCUACGACAAUGACGUAACGGGCGUGCUAUGUACUAUAACCUGGACCUGCAACGGAAGAGCGGCGUUUGCAUCCUUCAUUUACGCAUUAUCUGUCGUCUGCUUCAUCUUGCCGUGUUGCAUCAUCACCGUCAGCUACAGGAAGACAUAUCAAUUCAUUAAAGCAGUGGGGGCAGGGGGAUCGCAGGAAAACAUCGAAUGGACUCAUCAGAAACAAAUCACGAAGAUGUGUGUUGUGGCUGUUAUUUUAUUCCUCGUUGCUUGGAUGCCAUUUACCAUAUACUUCCUGAUUAUUUCCAUCCAGGAAGCCAAUACACUUCCUGCCUUAUUCCACGUUGUGCCAGCAGUGUUUGCCAAAACCUCCACUUGCUACAAUCCCGUCAUUUACGCUAUUGUCAACAAAAGAUUCAGGAUUGCCAUCCAAAAGACAAUUCUUUGCGAGAAGAACGUGAAUGAUUUGGACUGUAUGCCCAUGCGAAGGGUGCGAUGAAAGCAUAUAUAUCUAAUACAGAAGGAAGAGCACGAAAGCUUACUUUGUCUCUCACUGUUGAACAUGCGCAGUGAUGAAUAUUUUUGCUGUUGUCUACGGCCAUUUCAUUUCGUUUCAAAGAAAAGAAAAGAAAACCCAUCUGAGUAUCAAAACCUCGUUAUUUUAUACAAUCGUAUAUUUUUGGGGAAUUGCAUCGUUAAUUAGCUUUGUAUUGCCAUUUUCAGACGAUCAUUUUUCAAAAUAAAAAAAUAAAUUGUUCACACAGUCAAAUUUUCCCUCUGUCGUGGAUUUCUACACUUUUUGGAGAUUUAUUCCGAAAAUACCUGGGUAUCUGAAAUGUGUUUUGUGUCGAUCUACUUAAUGAAUGACGACACGUUAUAGGUAUUUAUUUAUAAUCACUGAGCGGCUUAAUGAUGUUGAUAGGAUUGUGUAUGCUAUUAGUGUUAACUUUUGAUUCGGUCCGCACGAAACUACCCUAUCCGUUUCUGUUGGACGCCUUUCCUUUAGAAAAGAAAUUCUUGGGAAAAUUUAGAUAGUUUUAUGGUCUUCCUCUUUCUCCGGUGUUGUACAUUUUUUUCUAACAUUCUGUGACCACGAAGCCAUUUUCAUUAAAACUUUGUAAUUUUAGUGUGUGAAUUCAACGUUAAGUUUGAAUAUUCUAUGACCCGGAGUAAAGCAAUCUCUCUCUCUCUCUCUCUCUCUCUCUCUCUCUCCAGAUGAAGAUUUUGCAUAUAUGAAUGUUUUCAAGUUAGCUUGCAGCCUAUAAUUACUUUUAUCCUAUAUUUUCUUUAGAAGAAAAAUUUUCACUGAUCUUCAUAAUUACAAUAUUACCUAACUUUAUUGAAAACUC